AACUUCAUUCUACAAUUCUUGGCACACUAAAAACCUAGAAUUUGUUUCUCAUUCAUAUUUGAGUGCAAUUAAUUUUCAAUUUUAGAUGAAGGGAAGCACUGGAGCUAAGGAUGGUAACUCUAAGAAGAGGAUGUCAAGUAGAAAAUUAGGAAAGUUUCUCAAGGAGCAAAGAGGAAGACUUUACAUUGUGAGAAGAUGCGUAGUCAUGCUACUUUGCUGGCACGACUGAUUGCACCACAAGAUAUUAUGCAUUAAAAAAAUGGAUUCGCCGCAGAAUUCUGUGGCCCUAGUCGUCUCUUGCUUUAUCAAAGGAUUGAUAUUGAGAAGAAAUUCUUAUAUAUUUCAUAUCCCGUAGGAAUUGAAUGUACGAAUUCGCCAGCUGUAAAUAGAAAAGAGAAAUAUGAAUUAUCUAGCUUAGCUUAGAAUUGUUAGAACAGUAGCUAGGAAUAGACUUGUUCAAGUAAUCAGGUCUCUGCGGUUCAUAUAUGAUUUCAUUGUGUAAUUAACAAUGGCAGAGCAAGUGAUACUGGUUUCUUAAUUUACUUAAUUUUUGAUGCAA
Messenger RNA from Nicotiana tabacum (common tobacco), 559 nucleotides. The record is from RefSeq and is a predicted model, not a curated record. NCBI's taxonomy places the organism in Eukaryota, Viridiplantae, Streptophyta, Magnoliopsida, Solanales, Solanaceae.